This is a messenger RNA of Chroicocephalus ridibundus (black-headed gull), 7072 nucleotides long. RefSeq names its product ETS variant transcription factor 4 (gene ETV4). The record is from RefSeq and is a predicted model, not a curated record. The coding region runs from base 2982 to 3842 and encodes 286 amino acids. Gene Ontology annotation, cellular component: nucleus. Lineage: Eukaryota; Metazoa; Chordata; Aves; Charadriiformes; Laridae. Gene Ontology annotation, molecular function: DNA-binding transcription factor activity, RNA polymerase II-specific; sequence-specific DNA binding. Gene Ontology annotation, biological process: cell differentiation; regulation of transcription by RNA polymerase II. The transcript has 8 exons.
AGCGUGGGGGCGAUCGCAUAUCUCAGGGGAGGAGGGCAGGAUACACUUUAACCAAACAAAUAUAUAAACGCAACACCCAGACAUUGAGGAUAAAGUACUCAUUUCUACAUUGUGAUGGUGACCGAAAAAAAGAAAAAAAAAAAAAGGCUGUCUACAUCUGGACAAUGCAAAAGUUAUCUUUGUGAGGUGGUAACUACCGCAGUCCUUUAUGCAGAGUGGUUUCAAGGGAUGUGUAUUUCAGUUGGUGUGUGUGUGAAUAAGUAAGUACCCCUGAACAGCUGAGAAAAUGCAUUCCUGUGACAAUCAAAGGUAAAAUUUGUGCUGUUACUCCUCCCAGAGCCAAAGAAAUUGGACUGUACGUGGAAUUAUUGGUGCUGUGUCUCCUGCAGGUGCUUUUUUGGGGGCUCUGCUCACCUCUGUGGCCUCUGGCUGAGCAGCUGCUGCCAGCGUGGCCCCUGUGAGGUAUGGGUCUGUGCUGCCUGGCACGGUAUCCCCGAGGCGAUGCGCUCGCUAGCCUGCUUGCUCUCUGCCCCUGGGGACUGCCCACUAGACUGACUGCGUGCGUGUGUCCAGACUCUACAACUGGUCAAAGCACACUUCGCCCUACAAAGGAGCUGAACGUUGCACAGGUACAAGCGUACGGACAGGAACCUUCCACACAGUGGCCACGCAACAUUUUUCUGCUUCAGCUGGACCUCACAGCGUGCCGCCGUUUCAUUUGGAAGCCAGUGCUGGGCUAAGGCUACAUGCCUGAAGUGAAUACGGACUGUUGUGAACAGCUCUGAGUCGCAAGCAGCUGCAGGAACGCGGAGCCUGACGUUUGCCAGGCGUGUCGAGGCUACGAGAAGAUGCCUCACCAUUCCCUGGGGACGUACACGUCUGGCAGCUAACUGAGAGUAGAGAUGUCCGCUUAAAGUCAACUUUGGUGCCCUUCCUAUGCUGAAACCCCUCUCUGCCCAGGGUGGUUUUCCCCAUGAAAACUAAAAUGAAGCAUUUUUACUGGUUCUUCUUGUCUACCUCCUUCCCCUGGCCUUGCCCCUGCAGCACAGCUGGGCUUGUUCUCUGAGUCAUACAUCUUGUUUCUUCCUCUUUUUGACCUAGAACUGAGGAGAGGGCUGGUCCCGUGUUUCACUCCGAAUGAAUGAAUGAGCCAGUUGUAAUGCGAUAGCCUGUUCCAGCUAUUAGGGGCUGGAAAGAAUUGGCUGCUCCUAGCACAUGUAGCUUCUUGAAACUUCAGUGGAGUUCAGUGUGCUGACCAGAGCAAUUUAUUAUUUUUUUUCCCCCUGAGACUCAGCUAACACAUCGGUAUUUUCAGAUGUUUACUCUACACAUUGAAAAGAGCUGCUGCAGACAGAAGGGAAAUGGAUGCCCCAGGCAUAGAAAGACCCUUUUCUCUUUCAACCCGUCCCUGGGCCUGGGGUGUUUGCGCAGAUGAUGAGCGUCACGCUUGGGAUACUGAACCCACCCCUGGCGUGGGGCAGGCCCACGGCGUCAGCGCUCUCGCACCUGCCAUCAGUUUGGACGGUGCCAAGAGCUGUUGGUGAACAGGCCCCUCGGCUACGACUGACGGCAGCCCCAGGAUGGGCUACGGGAGCCAGUUGUCCCUGAGAAGGAACAAAAGCCAGAAACAAUAUGACUUUCUGGUAUCUCACAGAUUUCUUUCUUUAUAUUGAUUCUUUAUAUUGGGUGCUGGCGUGAUGUAAAGAUGGGCUUUUCUGGUGUAUGCAGAAACCGGAGGCAGGCAAAAGAGGUCAGGUUUGGGCUUGGUUUUUUUUUUCCCCUUCUGGCUGAGAAAAUAAAUUUUGGGGAGGGAUGGUCACAAUAGAAAGUGGCCUUAAUAUCCCGUGCUAAGAGAGACAGCAGCAGCCCCUUCUCCAGCCCUUUUGAUGGCUGCUUGCUGCAGCACUUCUGAAGGGACAAUUAGAGCUUCCUGGGAAGGAGAAUGGCUUGAGGACAGCUGGUGCAUGUGCGGUUCAGGUCAGUCCCGAAAUAAACUCAGCAAAAAUAUGAGGUAUCGACAGAUCGGGAUGUUACUCUUCAUCCUUAAAACUGUAAUCACAGCUCUGAACGUCCCAGGCUUUGCAAGCGGCAUUGUGGCAGCCUGAACAGGUGGGAGUAGGCUGGCGAAGGAGGGCUGGAGCUAGCCUUAUUAAAAGCUUACAGUUUUGAUUUUUUUUUUUAAAAACAAGCCUAGACUUUUCUAGAGUUACCUUUAUUUCCUUCCUAAGUGUCAGUGACCUCCUAACAGCGGCAGCAGAGCCCAGAGGCAAAGGUGGAAGAUGCUUACCACGUCCUUCGGCCAGGACGAGCUUUCCUCAGGAGCUAGUGAAGAAAGUUUUGCUCCCUGCUGGAUUUAAUUAGGCAUAAGAAGUAACAAUAGCCACAUCCUACUUCCUGUUGCUCUAAACUGCAACCCAUAGUUGUUAUUCAUGAAAUUCUAACCAGCCCAGAAAUAUCCCUCCUCGUCGGCAUCAGGCUACGACCACAGAGCAGCGCACCAAAAACGCCAAGGAACCUUUUAACUUUUUUUUUUCUGUCACUGGUAUUUCGGAUGAGCAGAGCAGUUACGAGGUUCUCCCAAUGCCACGUUCAGGGAUGUUUGACCGUUAGCACAGAAGAGACCCAACAAAGGGAAAACCGCAUUUGGAACUGAUCCAGGCAGCUGCUGAGUGCCAGUGUGGCAGCCUCCUGCCCAGGAAUCACAGCGUCCUGUAGAAGGGCCUGGCCUUUUUCCUGAGCGCUGAAGUACAAACCUGUUCUAAUUAAUGAAAGGAGAUAAUUCAAAGAGAAGCUGCUGAGAGGACGGCAAGCUGCUCUUCAGACUUUGAGUAGCUUUUCACAGUCCUCCUGCUAAGAUUAAAAAGGAGCCGCAGAGUCCCUCCUCGGACCCCACGCUGUCCUGCAACCAUAAGCAGCCAUUCCAGUACCGCAAUAGCGAGCAGUGCCUUUACGCCAGCUCAGCGUACCAGCCACCUGUGGAGAUGUGCCAUUCCUUCCCCUCCUCCCAGGGCAUGGCCCAGGAAGAUCCCGCUGCCCACCGGCGCCAGAUGUCUGAGCCCUGCCUCCAGUACCCUCCCCAGGGCUUCAAACAGGAGUACCAUGACUCACGGUAUGAGCAAGCAAACCGGGCGGGCAGCAGCCAUCCGUACCCAGCAGCUGUGGUCAUCAAGCAGGAGCAGGUGGACUACGUCUAUGACUCAGAUGUUCCCGGCUGUCCUUCCAUGUACAUAAAUGUUGAGAGUUAUCCAAGCCAUUCAACUACAGAAGACACGUUAGGCUGCGGCUAUGACAAGCAGAUGAGGUCCUUUACUGAUGAUGUCUGUGUUGUUCCAGAAAAAUUUGAAGCAGGAGACAUCAAGCAGGAAGCCGGAGGGUACCGGGAGGGACCUCCAUACCAGAGACGGGGAUCUCUCCAGCUCUGGCAAUUCCUUGUGGCUUUAUUGGACGAUCCAACCAAUUCCCACUUCAUUGCCUGGACUGGUAGAGGGAUGGAGUUCAAGCUCAUUGAGCCAGAAGAGGUAGCCAGGCUGUGGGGGAUCCAAAAGAACCGUCCGGCCAUGAACUAUGACAAGCUGAGCCGAUCCCUUCGCUACUAUUAUGAGAAAGGCAUCAUGCAGAAGGUGGCUGGAGAGCGCUACGUGUACAAGUUUGUGUGUGAGCCUGAAGCCUUGUUCUCUCUGGCCUUCCCUGAUAAUCAGCGGCCAACACUGAAGGCGGAGUUUGACCGGCAGAUCAGUGAGGAGGACACGGUGCCCCUUUCUCACCUGGAUGAGAGCGCUGCUUAUCUGCCAGACCUCGGGAGCCUCCCUCCACAGCUUUACGGCAAAGGCUACCCGUACUAGCACUGCUGGGAGCACACCGUGCCACCCUUGCUUGUGUAUAUAAGGAGAUGGCUGGUGCGUAUUCAAUCAGUACAAGCAUUUUUCCAGGCCAGCCUAGGGCGGCACUAAACUAUGGAUACCUGCUUUGGUCAGGAAGAGUGUUCAGGUAUACAUGUGGAUAAUCACCUGACAGUUGACAGGGCCCUUGUGUGCUUGUGAUAAUAUCCUCGUAUUUGUCAGGAUGGGACUCGUUCUCAGCAAUGUAGACAUCUUCUGAGCAGCGGAGCUGCAGCUUCGGCAGCGUAUCAGGUAGUUGCUCCCUCCAGCCGGAACAAACGAGCCUGUCACAGUCCCUCUCAUGGGCGAGGGAGGAGAUACCGUCCUAUCAGGAUUUUUUUCGGAUAUGAGGAUGCUACAAUGCUGCUGCCGACUCCAUUCCUCCAGCACUGAAUCUCUGUAUAACCUGCCCUCAGCAGGGGAUGGCUCUGACCCACGUGGACACACCUCUGCAAGACCAGUCUUGCCUUCUUCCCAGGAUGGCUGCAACACCGUGGUCACAGAUCAUAUGCCUUCCCUGUGAACUGCUUGGUGGGAACAGGGAAUACCUGUUGUCUUGUAUGUGCAUGCUCCUGCCUUAUCACCUACCGCUCGUAACUCUUUGUGCCAGGGCUCUCCGGUAUUUAGGCACUCUGUCUGAGCUGGGGAGCUGGAGGCACUGGCCGGUAUUAGAGCAGUCCCGGAGUACAUGGCACAACACACAAUUUAGGGGAACCACAGAGCUGCCUGAUUGCCUUGGUCCGGGGCACAGGUCACCUUCAGGUAGAUGGAGCGCAGGAGGCAGCAAGGCCUGAGCCACCAGUUCAUUGUAGCGUUAUGGCUUUUCCAAACCGAACAACUUCUUCUACAACCAUCCUCGGGAUCUUUGAAGACCUGUCAGGCUCUUGAGGGUGCCCAUCCUGGGCUUGGCUGCAAAAUCAUUCGAGGCAAGAAAAGAACCUGGUGGAGGUGUGUUAAGUAAAUGCUUUGCAAAGUAAUCUAAACCAUACCUAGUUCUUAAUAUCUGAAUUUAGACUUUACCUCCACAGAUGUCUGCAUGUUUUAGGGAAAUCCUGAUGUGUUGGAGUGGCAGCUAUCUCUGCAGCCCAAUGCAGUACACGCAACUUAACUAGAUUUUGACUGGUUUUCCACAAUAGUGAACCUUUAUAACGGGCAUCACAUCCUCAUUCAGAGGUGCCUCUAUUUUUAAUUAGCAUCUGCAACCGUGUGCCCAGUUAGAGAUGGCGCAGCAGAGCGUACCCAUACAGAAAAAGCCUGUUUCCUCCUGCUUCAGGGUCUGUUCCAGCUGCUGAACAGAGAACAUUGCCAACGCUGCCAAUGUGGUAGCCUGUAGAGGAAAUUCUGUAUAUCGAUUGAAAAGCCUGAUUUCCCCCAAGCCUCUCCCCUGCAUGGCUAAUGCCAGCUCUCCCAGCCUUGUCCCUGGGCACGAGGGCAAGGAAAGGCAGCUCUUCCUGCCCGAGAAGAGGCCAGAUAUUCAGAGCAGCCUGCUCUGCGUGCCCUGUGCGGUUCAGAGACUUGGUGUUCCGGCAGCUCCUGGCCCUCCUGCCUGGCCCUGCUCCCACCUGGCAAGCACACAUCCUCCGGUGUCCCAGAAGUGAGGGUGAAGGGGAACCCUUCCAUUGGUAUAAGCUGCCUUUACUAUUUAUGAGUGUAAAAAUACUAUAAUUAAUAAAUUGGUCUAUGUCUUUGGCCAGUGCACCUUCAUUCAGCCCCUGGCUAGUCCUCCCUUAUCUUCUGAGCUUGCUUUGCCCAUCUCCUUGGCACCAGCUUGCAGCUUCGGGUAGCUGACCCAGAGAGUUCAGGGAUGCAUGUUUAUUUCUGAAUCUUGGUGGAGUUCACGAAAUGAACAUUUCACUCCCUUGACAUCUUCACAACCAGUCAUACAACCAGGACUGAAAGAUCACAACGAAAUACGCAACCUCCGGCUGCACCUGGUGUCAGGGGAACAGUUCUCUGCAGCUGCAGAGAACAUCGCCCACGCUCCCGCACUGCAGUACGCUGGCCACUGAGCCAAGCGCCACGGUUUUAAUUAGCUUUUCCCUGAACUUCAUCUCUGUCUUAAGCAGCGGCACGUCAGGUUGCUCGCGAGGAAAGUGAGCGUGUUACCGCCUGCUGAGCUGGUACCGCGAGCAGGGCAGCGCAGGGCAUGCCAGCCAUGAGAGUGUGCCAGCGGCGGAGCCGGGAGAGCCCUGCCAGGACAAGCCGCCCAGCGGGGACAGGAGUUACCCUGAGUGGAGGAGCCCUUUCACGCUGCACCUUCCAUGAGAGUCAGGUACCUCCUAAGGGAAGUAUUUAUGCCUUCUGGAGGCAAAUCGUGGGCUGUACCCUGCUGCAACGCUGUGUUUCUAAUAAAUGAGACUAGUAGCUUGCUUUUAUUUGAUAUCGCAAUCUGCAAGAUUCCCAAGGAUUUUAUGUUUAUCCAAUAUUCUUUGGGCUACCCUCUGCCCAGCCAAUCUUCCGUCCAGAAAGGGAAUUCAGGGAGCCAGCUGGCGUUUGGAUGAAAUUUUAGCUCCAUGUUUCACUGAGGUUUGUCAAGUCAGUGCAACGGAUCGAUACCUGCAGAGCAGUUCUGGGAAUGGGCAAGAUCAGGUUCUCAUAAUCGAGGGGCAGUGACCUCCAAAGGGCAGAGAGUCAGCAAAGAGCUGGAGUCAAUGCAUACAUUCUGUGUUUCCAGUUCAGCAAGACAGAGAGGCAGCCGAUCAGAGAAAGAUUUUGGAGGUUAACAGACAAGUGUCAUAAAUUUCUCAUGCUUGUCCUGAAAGCGCCAGCUCCAUUCCCGCCACACGGAAGAUGUUUCAGCCUUGCUAUCUGGUCGCUCACAUUCCUGGUCGUACAGCAAAGUUGCAACAACUCUCGAUACAGACAGCAGAGCUGUAUUUUCCCCAGCUGAAUGCUUUUGGCACUUGAGUGGGGAGAAGCGCGUGUUGCUGUGUGACAGAACAGACCGCCAGUGUAACACCUUUCAGCCAGUAUCCCUUCACCACACAAACUCACAGCUGCGCUACGUCAGGCAGGUAAGAAAGGUAAGGAUGACAUAAUUCUUAACGGAAAACCCUCUAAAGACAGAGUUCUGCUCAUGGCAAGCGCUGACACCUGGCUACAAAUAUAUCUAACGUUCUCACACUUUUUUUACUAUUGUUUACUUGUUAUAUUCAAGAUUUAUUUUAGCAGCUUAUUCCUCAGGAUGUGAUGAU